GUGUUCAUGGGAAACAUUUUAUUUUAAGUCACUUGCUUGAUAAAGGUUUACUCACCCCACCCCCCACCCCAUUUUUCUAUAAAUAUAUGUUUUAAAAAAACAUUUUCAGGUUAAAGAAUGGAAGAAUCCUGCAAUGAAAGUUUCUACAAUAACUCCUGUUUGGAGCCGGACUACAUCUACUAUGAUGAAACAGUGCUUGGUUAUGUGUUUUUGUCGGUCGGCUGCGUUGGUCUUUUCUUGAUACUCCUAGCACUCUACCCAGUGUAUUCAAUGAUACGCAAAGAUCCUGUUGCUCCUGUGAGCCUCAUCAACCUUCUGAUAUCUGACCUCAUUCAGCUUUGCUGCCUCAUUGUUAUGAUCGCAAAUGAUGACAUUUUUGAACUAAGUUUUAACAUAAAUUUUUGUGCAAAGAUGGUCAGUAUCAGUUUCAUGGUGGUCAUCUCCAUGGAAAGGUAUUUAUGCGUCGCCUGGCCGAUGUGGUACAGAUUCAAUCAAAACAUCAAGAAUUAUGUCAUCAUCUCCCUUGCAGCCUGGCUCCUUCCUAUUUUUUAUUUUAUUGUUUACUUCUUUACAUUUAAUUAUGGAUAUGACAUACUAGUAUCUUGUUACUUUCUCUUUCCAUUUCCUCUGCUCACAUUUUCCUUGUAUAAAACUAUCAAAGUCUUAUAUGCAAUUCGUGGUGUCAGCCGUGCUGAAAAGCUGAGAAUUAUAUCAAUUUUAUCUCUUGUUUUAAUAAUGUACUUAGUGAUAUUUCUGCCUACUGUCAUUUUUAUUUGGUAUUACCCAAACAAUGAUACAUUUUCCUAUAUAUCGUACAUUCUAUUUCUCUCAAGUCCAUUGGCAGACUUAGUUUUGUACAUUUUCAUGAGAAAAGACAUUUUUGACAGAUAUCUGCUCUCUUUUUGUUGUUGCAAAAUGGUUCAAGAAGAAAUUAGUACAACAGUAGAGAAUGCAGACAUCUCCAGACGGUUUAGUGAGGACGCAGAGAGAGGAAUAACUGAGUAAAGAUAGUGAUAGACAUAGAUAGACUAUGGCAGGUGGUACAGUCAGCUAGAAGACUUGAGCAGUUAUGUAGAAGAUUUUAUUCUUAGAACUUUGAUUAUUUCAAUUUCGUUAUUUCAUACAAACCCAUUCAAAGGAAUGACUGUUUCUAACAAAACCUAAAAAGUAGAGUGAUUAUUUAAGUUAUAAACCAAGUAAACACUCAGGUUAAGUUUUUGCUUUACAACUUAUUCUUUUUUAUUCAUUUUAAGUUUUUUUAUAUUAUACAUACGAGUUUAUACUGUAGAAAAACUGCAUUUUGUUGUGGAUUUUUUGUAUGGCAUUAUUUAUCGGAUAAAGAGACUAGCAUGCUGCCUAGCUAUGAAGGUAAAGAACAAGAGAACUCCUGCUGAUUAAGAAGACCCAGCAGGUGGAGAUGUUACCAAAUGUUUGCAUUGUCUUGUUUUUAAUGUCAUCAUCUCUAUUUUGUUCUGGAUGUUGUAUUGGUGAAGUCAAUGACUAUGUGAAUAUUUGUAUUUGAUAUGUAGAAAUGUAAUUAUCAUCUAAAGAUGCUUGUAUGUUUUUCCUUGGAGUUUUAUCAAAUUUGUACUGAGAUUGUUAUUUUUUCAGAAGUCUUUUUUUUUUAAUCAACUUUCCUUUGUGCUUUGGUAAGGCAUUUGUACAUUUGUUUAUGUAAAAUCUACUAGUUUUUUUCUGCCUUUUGUGCAACAUGAAAGAAGUCAAAACAUUUCAAUGCAAAACAGGAGUUAUUUAUUUAUUGUAUUAAAUUAACAGGAAAAAUAGCAUCAUUCAUUUCCUGGAAAGACCAAUAAAAUAAUUCUGCAAGAUAACUAAAAUAUUUAGAUUAUGCAUCUUUGCUUUAGCUUUAUGAGUUAAAUAAAAUAACAAGUUCAUAUAAUAGUUUAUUUCAAGCAAUUUCAGAAAUGAAAACACAGCAGAAUGGCAAUGAAAAUAGUGAUUACAGAUAUGAAAAAU
Oryzias melastigma (Indian medaka) is the source of this 1977-nucleotide messenger RNA. RefSeq names its product free fatty acid receptor 3-like. The transcript has 3 exons. The coding region runs from base 118 to 1005 and encodes 295 amino acids. The record is from RefSeq and is a predicted model, not a curated record. Gene Ontology annotation, molecular function: G protein-coupled receptor activity. Gene Ontology annotation, biological process: positive regulation of Rho protein signal transduction; phospholipase C-activating G protein-coupled receptor signaling pathway. Lineage: Eukaryota; Metazoa; Chordata; Actinopteri; Beloniformes; Adrianichthyidae. Gene Ontology annotation, cellular component: membrane.